CGCUUCUGGGGCAUUCAAGACAACACUUGAGAACCUCCAUGUACUCGUUCGCAUGCACCUUGUCGAAUUCCUGUUCGUAAACUCAGUACUUCAGACCACUCUAUGGAUGUGACACCUCAGGGCAUGUUUCAACGGACCGUUCUUCUUGGAAGAGGGUCAUAUUGCUUCGGGUUCAACAACCCUCAGAGAAACAUCGUCUAGUUCGGGCAGCAUAUCCUUCCUCGAGCAAUGUACCAGUGCAGAUUCUGCAAUACUAUGGCAUCUUCGACCGAGUCAUUAUGGAAGACCUUAUAUGCGUUCUCAAAAAGCAAGUCUUUCCCAGAGGAUUUCAUGAGGGCGUCAGUCUAUAUUUCACAGAUACCGAGCGAUAGCAUUUUCUGGAAGAAUCUCAUGUGCGUCAAGUAUUUUAUCAUUGAUGGAGAAGAGCAGAGGCGAUUAGAACUGGAUCCAAGCACAAAGGACGUACAUCUCGGAAAAUAUAUCCUCUUUGGCACCGAGAUUAGAGGAUGCUAAGGGACUAUUUUGAAUUUGACAUCGAUGUCAAGGACGCGCAUAACAUCAUUGGACGCGAUGCUGAAUGUCUGCCUACAGCUGGAUAUCAUGAGCCACGUUGAUAUCUUUGCAGGUAGGGCCCGUGACGCUGGCGUUCAACGAGCAAUUGACUGAAUGUUAACCCAGCC
Molecule: messenger RNA, 680 nt
Organism: Guyanagaster necrorhizus
Lineage: Eukaryota; Fungi; Basidiomycota; Agaricomycetes; Agaricales; Physalacriaceae
Exons: 5
Coding region: 256-513 (85 amino acids)
Source: RefSeq, a predicted model, not a curated record